Bombus pyrosoma is the source of this 3846-nucleotide messenger RNA. It is a transcript of the gene CPR6, whose product is annotated as cuticle protein 19-like. Bases 49 to 618 code for a protein of 189 amino acids. NCBI's taxonomy places the organism in Eukaryota, Metazoa, Arthropoda, Insecta, Hymenoptera, Apidae. The transcript has 3 exons. The record is from RefSeq and is a predicted model, not a curated record. Gene Ontology annotation, cellular component: extracellular matrix.
UGUUUUCGCAUACACCGGCGACACACGGGACACGCAGCAUCGACCACAAUGCCGAAGUUUCAGAUUCUAUGCCUUUUAUGUGCAACUAUUGCAGUCAGCCACGCAGUGGUUUUAAGCGGUUACGACGGCGGCCAUGGAAUCUCAUACACGGAUUACGAGAGUCUCGAAGGAUACUCAGGAUCUGCUGUUCAAUACGAAGGACACGCGGUUCUACCAACAGUAGCGGUUCCGGUUCACGCGGUUUCCGCCUCACCUGUCCAAGUUGCAGCGACCCUCGAUCAUGGAUCUCACGGAUACGAUCAUCAUGCUGAUCACGAACACGAUUACUACGCUCAUCCAAAAUACACUUUCAACUAUGGCGUUCACGAUCCUCACACAGGGGAUGUGAAGACUCAGCACGAAGUUCGUGACGGUGACGUGGUUCACGGAUCUUAUAGCGUCAACGAGCCUGACGGUAGCGUUAGAAUCGUCGAAUACACUGCGGACGACCACAAUGGCUUCAACGCAGUGGUUAAGAAAGUCGGACCAGCGAUUCACCCUAAACCAAUUCCCGUAGCAAAAUACGUUUCGCCGGCGUACUACAAUAGUUACGAGGAAUACGAAAAGCAUCAUUAUUAAUCGUACGAAUAUAUCCGAGUGAUAGAGGAAGAAACAAAAAAAAAAAAAAAGCAGGAACAGGGUUAGAAAGAAUUUAUUUAAGUGAGACGUGUCGACGAUUAACCCCUCGUUUUAUGGUAUCGAAUUUGUGAUAGACUAUGAUUGAAAUAUUAAAAAACAAGGACUAUUUCAGCAUCCUAUAGGAUCUAUAGUAUAGAUAAUAUGCAGAUUUCUGACAUUUUCAUUGCUACCGAUGCACAUGUUGCGUCGUUUCAAUCGUUCAAGCAACGUUAACUGACGUAAUUGUUCUUUUCCGUGUAUUUCGAUGCAGCGAUUGAAGAAAUAGAGAAAAGGCGGCGAAGUGUAUCGAGAUAAAUAUUAUCGUUUGAAAUAAAGACAUUUUUUAUGAAAAAGAAGAGACGUGUAAUUCCAAAGGUGGAGCAGUAUUUUUCAACACCGAGUGUGUUAUAUAAAUACGUAUAUUAUAAUACGAAAAUAAAUUAAUAAUUAAUCGAUGCUGUGUUAUUGUUGAUAAUUCAUCAUUCUCUAUGAUUUCUGCCAUUUUUUCCCAAAAGUCUUUUAUUACGUCCCGAGAAGAUUUCCUUUGAAUUUAUUUCAAAUUCAGACCUUUGAAGAAAUUUCUUAUGAACUGAGUAAAUGUAUUGCGGGUAAGUUAUUAAAUCAUAAGGCAAGGGGUUAACCGAUUCGAGUCAUCCACAUUUUCGAACGUUCACUUUUCCGAUUAAUUCUAAAUGGUUUCUAGAAUGAAAUCGCGGGUAUUCAUACAAACUGGGGUAUCUAGUCGUAAACGCAACUAAAGAAAUGACCAUUUCAUCCACUGGAUAUUAUAACGAGAAUUAUAUUUUGGAUAUUUUGAAAGUGUAAAAAAUAUCGCAGUACAAACAUAACGUAUAAAGGCAUGAAAUAUUCAGACGCGUAUUUAUGGGAAAUUUAAUGGUGCAGAAAUGCUGAAAACAGGUUUCUCAUGAAUGAAUAAAUAUCCGCGGUGUAAUUAUAUUUUAAUCGCUAGAGGUGCUUGGAGACGGAAAGCGUGCCAAAAAGACGGGCCAAGAAAUGGUAAAUUAUUCAUCGUCCAAGGUAUAUGAGUGUCUCCGAAGGAAUUUGAUCUUCCUCGCGAAACUUAAAAAAAGAGAAGAAAUGCUCAUAACAAAAACAUGUUCCCAGGAGAAAUUUCCAUUCGAAGAAACGAGUUUCCAGCUGACGACCCUCCGAAUUAUCGGGAGGAUAUGUAAACGAGUGUUUACUGUUCGUUAAUCGGUAGAAAGUGCCUCGGGGCGAAAAACGAUUUGCUCGUGUACUUGAACAGUAGCGAAACAACUUUCCAUUCUGUUUUAUCCGAUGAUUUUGCCAAGAAAUUCGAUGAAAAAUAAAUUCUUCGCGAUUGGAUAACAGACAGCAGGAACGCGAGAAAGGAAAUCGAGCAGUGACCAUGUUGAUAAUCAUUCGGCUGAACGCUUUAAAAAAAGAAUUAUCGUACUUUGUUAUACUUUCUUUAGUUGUUCUUAGAAAUUGGAGACGUUUGAUCGAAGGUGCCAGGAGAAAUGUAGAAUUUCAAUAGGUGAAGAACUUUUUAUAAUUUUAUUCAAGGAGAAAGAGCAGAGAACUGGGAAGAAAUUUAUGAAUAUUUCGUAAUAAAUAUUCUGUUACAUUAUUAAAUAAAUAACCAGGUGAUUGGAAAUGUAAUUGACGAAAUUUUCAAUUGACGGAAAUGUCGUCAAUUACUUAGAUUUUUCCGAAUAUUUUCAUUUAUUUCCUGUAAAUUUAUCGUUUUCCAAUCAUUUCGUCUAUGCUGCAAAUGGUUUUAUUUAUUUGCUGUGUAUUUUUUCGUGAAAAAGCGCAGAUCGGGCUUCUUUAAUGAUGUACACCAUAUCGUUGUUUUCUAAAGGAAGAAUUGUACCUAUCACUGGGCAGAAAAUCUGGAAGAUUGUAAUUUUUCAAUGUCCGAGGACAAAAUUUCCUAGAACAAUUUCCGAAUAAAUAUAACCAGUAGGUACCCUUGCAUUUAUAGACGGCAAUGUACUUAUCUUACUUCUGUCAUAUAAUUUAAAUUAUGAUUAUUUAAGUUAACUUAUGCAUAGAUAUACAUUACAGACUACUAGUUCCAAUAUCAAGAAGAAAGCAGAAGAUACGAAUCACGGCGAAUGUUAUUCACAGAAUAAUGAUUUAAUCACAGCGAAUCUGUUCGACGAAGAACAUCUUUCCUGUUCGUCGCUCAAGAAAGGCUUCCUUGAAAUUAAUAUCCCCUGACUAAGCAAAGUAAAAAAAAAGAAGAAGAAGAGAGAGAAUGGGUACAAACGUAAUCGAGGAAAAGCAGUUCAGACACCAUCUAAACCAUCAACGUCAGAAGUGUUUUAUUACACCGACACUUUAUUUCAACUUUAAUUAAUCUCGUUCUCGAGAUAUUCCGUAUUAAGCGCUCUCCCGAGUGCAGCGCCAUUUUCUUCGUUUAUUCGAUAGUUAUCUUGCGUUUCUAUGCCCAUGAUCUCUUCUACUGCAUAUGUAUAUGCCUCUGUAGAUUAUAUUCCUACAUACGUAUCUAUGUUCUAAUAUUUACGCGUUCUUUUACGCUGUUGAUUUUAUUAUUCAUCAACGAACAGCCGAGUAUUCUAAUUACGAAUUUUCUCAAACGGAAGUGUACAAAACUGGAAGCGUACCGACGGUGUAAUUAGUAAUCUCGAUGCUCAUUGCGCUCAUUCUUUCUAUUAUCGUUGGUCAUUUAUUUUGCACCUCCGUAGGAUCGUUUUAUAUCACUUACGUUUAUGUUACGGUGAGAGUUCAAAGUGGCGCGAAAUUUAUUCAAGAACUCUCGUACUUACUCGAAAGGUCCACGCAUUUUGUACCAUUGUAUUUACCUUUUAACGAUACGCUUAUGAUUCCCGAAACUUAAUAUGUACGGUUAACGAUCAAGUAUAUUAGCAAUCUGAAUAUUUGUUAAAUAUUCAGCCUUUGAACCAUAAGUUUUCAUUCUACACUCAGCUUGUAAUUUCGAAACAAUUAGACUGCCAGUAUGUGGUAGAAUGAUAACAAUGUGGCAAAGAUAGAUUUCGAAUUAUUUCUGUUUUCAGUGAUGUUUAAUUUUACAUCAAAUGUACUAUAUAAAUAUCUAGUGACGCUUCGAUAUUUGUAUAAUCAACUUUUAACAAAUAUACCGACAUACAUGUAACGACGUAGAUAAGUUCGUAUCUUAUCUUGUAAAGAAAAAAGAUAGAAUUGAAAUAAAAAAAAGUA